This is a messenger RNA of Hymenoscyphus albidus, 818 nucleotides long. The record is from the annotation of a GenBank genome assembly. NCBI's taxonomy places the organism in Eukaryota, Fungi, Ascomycota, Leotiomycetes, Helotiales, Helotiaceae.
AUGACUUCACGAUGGCUUUUUGGUAUCUACUUCUCAUUGAACAUCCUCUAAUAUAUUUCUAACCUUAUGUAGGAAUCUACCAAAACUACAAAAAAGAUACUGGUGUCUUUAACUCAUGGCUCACCACCACAGCAAUCAAGUGCGGUUAUACCCAUGAUACAUUGCCUAGUCAUACCUUUGAAGAGCCUACAAUUAUCAAAGUUUCUGUAGCCUUGUUGCUGCAGCAGGCCAAAUAUCUCGCCAACCAGAAACCACCGAUCCAAGUGCCGUAUAUUGUGGUGCGGUCAGCAAGACGAGCUAUUGAAGCGCGAUGGAAAUGCCGACAAUUAUACGAUGAUAUUCUCGCAGGCAUGGAAGAUGGAAAUGCUGCGCUCAAAAAGAGCAAUGAAGGGCAUGAGUACUUCGUGAACACCAUGGAGGCCAUUUUGGAGAUAUUGGGGCCAUUUUUACAGCAGGAGGUAAUUUCUGGUGCUUCCCGCCAAGUUUCAAGCACAGAGGCCAAUAUUUUCGAGCUUUUGGAGAUGGAGGACUGUGAUGAUGAUGAGUCGUCGCCUUUGUCCAGCAGAAAUGAGUCGCCAAAGGAAAGAUUCGAGAUCUUCGAUCUUUCGCAAGCAGAAUCUGCCUCAAAUCCAUUGCAAACAUGGCGGUCAUGGAGAGUUCAGGCAUUCUAUGCCAUUGAGGAGCUUCAAGCCAUUAGACGUCAUGUGUAUUCGGUCUGGGAAGACUACCAAAACGGCAAGGUUGACAUGAUUGUUGCAUCUUUUGUCACGGAAGUUGCAUUCAAUCUCAUUGAGAGCAUUGAGCGUGAAAAGAUGUAG